Messenger RNA from Chanos chanos (milkfish), 2241 nucleotides. It is a transcript of the gene mapk8ip1b, whose product is annotated as mitogen-activated protein kinase 8 interacting protein 1b. Bases 1 to 2241 code for a protein of 746 amino acids. The transcript has 15 exons. Gene Ontology annotation, biological process: JNK cascade; regulation of JNK cascade. Lineage: Eukaryota; Metazoa; Chordata; Actinopteri; Gonorynchiformes; Chanidae. Gene Ontology annotation, cellular component: cytoplasm. Gene Ontology annotation, molecular function: MAP kinase scaffold activity; JUN kinase binding. The record is from RefSeq and is a predicted model, not a curated record.
AUGGCGGACAGAGAGAAGAGGAAGCCGUCGCCACCGGUACCCCGUUCCCGUGGAUUAAGGGUCGAUUCACCGGCCAGUUUCAGAUCAAUCCCACGCUGUACCGCUCACAAGCUCAGCAUGGACUCAAAUGGGGACGGAGGAGAGGGGUGGAUGGAGGAUCAGUGGGAGAAAUGGUUGACCCAUGACAUCGGUCUGGAUGAGUUUGAGGAUGAGGACCUGUCAGAGAUUACUGAGAUCACAGAUGAGCGUGGACUCAGCCUCAACUGCAACUCUCUGGACAUCAAGACUCAUGUGAUGCGAGCACCCAGUGGUAGCUUGGGGAAGGUUGAGGCUGGUGCGGUUGGGCAGAUCCAGGCAGAGAUGCUUCACUUGGAUCUUAUCGACGCUGUUGACAGUAGCCGUGAGCAGGAAGCUCGUCCACCUGCCACAAAACCACCUGCCAAGGACCCUCCUCCUGUCACUAUGGAUACUUAUCGGCCCAAAAGACCCACAACUCUCAACCUAUUCCCACAGGUGCCUCGCACUCAGGACACGUUGAACAACAACUCACUUGGGAAAAAGUACAGCUGGCAGGAGAAGGUAUCUCGCUCAUCCUCCCCCCUCAAAACAGGUGAGCUGACGCCACCCCAUGAACACAUAUGUCUGAGUGACGAGGACAAACUUCAACACGGUGGCAGUGGGGGCGGGACUCAAACAAAAGAUCGGGGCACGUCGACCGACGCACCUCAAAAACGACCUGCGUCCUCUAAACAAAAUCACGCCCCUCCACCACCAGCAUGUGCUCCCUCAGCCCCACCUACUAAAGCUACAGCUGCAGGGGAGGGUCAUCGUGACCGAAUCCGGUACCAUACUGACGUGCGUCUUGAGCCCACAGAGGAGAUCUACCUGACUCCAGAGAAACCACCCAUGCUUUCUCAGACGGUCGAGCACGGACGCAUGUCCAUCAGUUCUGACAAUGAGGGCCCUCCACCCUAUCAGCCACCCCUUUAUGAACGGACAAACCCUUCUAUCAGUGAACAGGAAGAGGACCUAUUUCCCCCCUCCUAUGCCGCUUGUAUGACCUCUACAGCUGCUGUGGACCUCAGCACAAGAGGGGCUGAGGGAGGUGCAGGUGAGGCUCAGGCCCAGGAUGAGGCCUUCUCUCAGGGCUUCAGGAACUCUGGUGUGUCCCGGAUUUCAAUGAGCAGCUCAGAGGCAAGUGGGCUCUCGUACGAUUCUGUGAAGUACACUCUGGUAGUGGACGAGCACGCUCAGUUGGAGCUGGUCAGCCUACGACAGUGUUACCAUGGGUACAGCGAUGACAGUGACUCUGCUACAGUCUAUGACAACUGCGUCUCCUCUCCUUAUGAGUCCGCGCUUGGAGAGGAGUAUGAAGAAGAGGAGGAAGAGGAGGAACAAGAGGAAGGAGCACGAGUUGGUGGGAGAGAGGCCACAGCAUGCCUGUCAGAAGACUCCACUCCUGAGGCAGACAUGCAGCUAUCCAGAAAGUUCCUCAAUGUCUUCAUGAGUGGCAGGUCACGCUCCUCCAGUGCAGAGUCCUUUGGUAUUUUCUCAUGUGUUAUAAAUGGAGAAGAAAGAAGCCAAAGCCACAGAGCAGUCUACCGGUUUGUCCCUCGUCACGAUGAUGAGUUGGAGCUGGAGGUGGAUGACCCUUUGCUUGUGGAGGUUCAGGCAGAGGAUUACUGGUAUGAGGGUUAUAAUAUGAGAACAGGGACCCGGGGGAUAUUCCCUGCCUAUUACGCCAUGGAGGUCACCAAGGAGUCUGAGCAGUUUAAAGUUAAAAGUGCUGACUGGGUGGAACAAUACAGACUGAAAUUCUUAGGCUCAGUCCAAGUACCCUAUCACAAAGGAAAUGAUGUGCUCUGUGCGGCUAUGCAGAAGAUUGCCACAAAUAGGAGAAUGACAGUGCAAUAUAACCCACCCUCCUCCUGUAUCCUGGAGAUCAGCAUGAAAGGAGUGAAGCUGAUUGUGCAGGAUGACUACGCUGCCUUUGACAGAAGUGAUCAGUGUAGCCACUUCUUCCAGCUGAAAAACAUCUCAUUCUGUGGUUAUCAUCCCAAGAAUAGCAAGUAUUUUGGGUUCAUUACCAAACAUCCAGCAGAUCAGAGAUUUGCCUGUCAUGUGUUUGUGUCAGAAAACUCUACUAAGCCACUGGCAGAGUCUGUCGGGAAAGCCUUCCAGCUGUAUUACAAAGAGUUUGUGGAGUUCACAUGUCCCACAGAAGAUAUCUACCUGGAAUAA